Messenger RNA from Aspergillus caelatus, 804 nucleotides. RefSeq lists its product as uncharacterized. The transcript is spliced from 3 exons. Gene Ontology annotation, molecular function: oxidoreductase activity, acting on NAD(P)H, oxygen as acceptor. Bases 1 to 804 code for a protein of 267 amino acids. Gene Ontology annotation, cellular component: intracellular anatomical structure. The record is from RefSeq and is a predicted model, not a curated record. Lineage: Eukaryota; Fungi; Ascomycota; Eurotiomycetes; Eurotiales; Aspergillaceae.
AUGCCACUCUACCAGCCCCCAAAUAUGCGCGCUCCCGUGCUAUCUCAGUUCUCGCUAGAAGGCAAAACUGCUAUAGUGACAGGCGGAGCUCGAGGGAUCGGUCUUGAGAUCGUGCGAGGGCUUGCAGAGGCAGGAGCAGAUGUCGCCGUGAUCUACACCUCUAGCUCAGAUGCGCAUCAGACUGCUGCACAGAUUUCUAAGGCCACUGGUAGGAGGGUAUCAGCCUUCCAGUCGGACGUAACCUCGCGUGCCCAAAUUGCAGAGACAGUCAACACAAUCACACAGGAGUUUGGCAAUGGCUUCCUUGACAUUGUCGUCGCUAAUGCGGGGGUAUGCACUAACUGCCCAAGUCUCGAAUUCAACGAAGAAAGCUGGGCACGCGAUAAUCGCGUCAAUUACGAUGGAGUGAUGUGGACAGCACAGGCCGCAGGGAGAAUUUUCAAGAAGCAAGGUAAAGGAAAUCUCAUUGUUACGGCUUCCGUGAGCUCUAUUCUUGUGAAUAUCCCGCAGGCUCAGGUCGCGUAUAAUGCGUCAAAAGCGGCGGCAGUACAUCUUGCGAAGAGCCUUGCGGUGGAGUGGACGGACUUUGCACGAGUUAACUGUAUAUCGCCCGGGUUUAUCUUGACUGAAAUGAUCACCCAGCAACCAAAGGAAAGAUUCGAAAAAUGGAUGGACAUGAUUCCUGGGCGUCGCAUCUGUGACCCCGCCGAACUCAAAGGAGCGUAUGUCUUCCUGGCGAGUGACGCCUGCUGCUACAUGACUGGAGCUAAUGUUGUCAUCGAUGGAGGAUACACCUUACCUUAG